GCCAAGAACCCCGCUAUGGAUCCCGCGUCUUGCUGAGCUUCCCUUCCAACCUCCAGCCACACCCACCAUGGCGAGCUUUCUGCGAGGCAAGCAGGCAGGCAUCCAGAACGACCUGUCCGGCAGCAUCCGCCCGGAGCUGUUUGCGCCCGACGACCACGCGCGAUACGGCCUCAACUCUCAGAUAAGCUGCUUUGCCUACGAUCCGGUGCAGUCGCUGCUCGCCAUCGGAACCGCCGAGAGCAAGUUUGGCGCCGGCAAGAUCUACGUCUUUGGCCAGCAGCGCGUGCAGAAGACGUUUGAGCCGCCGCGCCGCACCUCGUUCAAGAGCAUCCAGUUCAGCGCCAACCGCCUCGUCAGCCUCGACCGCAACAAUGAGCUGGGACUCUGGGACCUCGACACGGGCGAGCGCGUGGCCGCGCAGGUCAUUGGCGGCCCCGUCAGCGCCAUGGUGACGGACCCCAUGCUCGACUGGGCCUUUAUCGGCAUGCACAACGGGGACAUUGUGGCCUACGACCUCGAUCGGCACAUGCUUGCGCGGGCGUUCCGGCUGCCCAACUUUUGGAAGGCCAAGGAUCCGGUGCAGCACACUGUUACGCUCGUCACCCUGUCGAUGCAUCCCCGAGAUGCCGGCAAGCUCCUGAUCGGGUACAGUCACGGUGCCGUCAUCUAUUCCUUCAAGCAGAACCAGCCGCAGCAGUUCCUCGAGUAUGUUCUCCCGGUCGGGGCGCCGGGAGGGAACAGCAUCGGCAUGGAUACGGUGCGCCGGCCUCGGUUGACCCAUGCUCUGUGGCACCCCUCGGGCACCUUUGUCCUUACCGCGCAUGACGACGGCAGCCUCGUCUUCUGGGACCCCAAAGAAGCAAAAGUCGUCAUGGCGAGGACUCUCACCGAGAUGGGCAUCCAGCAUGCGACCCCCAGCGCACCGACUCCGGGAUACUCCGAUCCAUACGUCAAGAUAGCUUGGUGCUGCAAGCAAAACUGCGACGACACGGGCUUGUUGAUUGCCGGCGGCCAGGCACCCGAUGCGUCGCCCAAGAGCAUGACAUUUGUCGAGCUGGGAAUGACGCCGAUAUAUGCCACCUCCACCUGGCAGGGCUUGGAAAACCACUUCCGUGGGAAGCGACAUAUUCCGCUGAAUCUGCCGCCGGGAGCCCAGGCAGUUGAUUUUCUGCUCUUUCCGAGAGACUCUCCUUACUUUGGUGGCGCACAAGACCCCAUUGCCGUGCUUGUGCUACUGACUUCUGGGGAGCUGAUUACACUCAGCUUUCCUUCGGGAUACCCAAUCAGCCCUACCAACCAACUCCACCCGUCAACCUUCUUCGUACACCCCUUCGUCACCAAAUUCAACGUAUCGAGCGUCGACCGGCCUCGGUGGCUAUCCAUGGUGGAGAAGAGAGACCAAGGAGAGCCGCUGGUGAAGGGCGGAGCAGCUGGAGUGAGACCAAGGAAGAGAUUUGAAGACCGCACAAUCAUCCAGACGGCGCAUGCAGACAGCAUCAUUAGGCUCUGGGACUCUGGGCAUGCUGACCAGAUCGAGAACGAGGUCCAGCUGCAGGUCGACAUGGCACGAGCUUUGGAUCGCUUCGAAGAUGUGGAGGUGACGGCGAUGAGCAUGGCGGGCGCUACGGGCGAGUUCGCCGCUGGAACGAAGACCGGUGAGGCCGUGGUGUUCCGCUGGGGCGUAAAUCCAUUCUACGGCAAGAAUCAGCCCAAGCAGCUUGAUCCGAACCCCAUGGGGCUCUCAGAUAUCAGCUCCAGAGCAGAGCCGAACCUAAAGGAAGGGCUACAGCCGUUUGUCCUGUACGAGAUGAUGCAGGGCCCAAUCACUGCCAUCCGCGUUUCCAACGUCGGCUUCGUCGCGGUUGGCUCAGAGCUCGGUUUCCUAACGAUAAUCGACCUUCGCGGUCCGAAGAUCAUCUUCCAAGCUCCCAUGACUGAUUUCGCCAAGCCCGAGAACCGCAAGGGGUUUCUCAAGGGCCACUCUAGAUCCAGCUCAGCGCCCCUGAAAGAGUGGCCCUCGGUGAUGGAAUUUGGCGUCAUGACGCUGGACGACGAUAAAUACUCAUCAAUAUGCUGCUUUGUGGGGACCAACCUGGGCAAAGUCAUUACCAUGAAGUUGCUGCCCGGAGCAGGCGGGUCGUACACGGCUGAAGUGGCGGGCAUGGUGGCAUUCGACGGAAGAGUCGUCUCUUUGAAUCCGAUCCAAGCCGAUACCGGCAAACCUGCGCUGGCCACUGGUCAAAUAGUGGCUGGACUGCGAGAGGGGCGUCAAGUGCAUGGCGCUCUAGUUGCAGUCACCGAGAAGGAGAUAAGGAUACUCAAGCCUGCCCAUUCAAAGGGCGCCUCCAAAGAGUUUGACGAUGUACUAUGUGACUCGGCAUGCGUAGCGGAACUCGAGCUGCAGGGCUACGCCAUCGUUGCCGCCUUCCGAGAUGGAUCAGCCAGGGCAUACAGCAUCCCGGGCAUGCGAGAUCUGGGCAGUGCCAAGCUGCCGAUGGUGGACCGCACGCGCAGCACAGCGACCAUCGUGACACCGACCGGCGACAUUUUUGCCUGGGCUGGACCCGCGGAGAUGGCAGUCGUGCAUGUCUGGGGCACGGGCAAGGAGCUGCAGCAAUCCCCGGAUCGUCUGAUCAACCCCAAGAUCGACAUCCCGCCUCGUCCGACCAUCUCGAACCUGCAGUGGAUCAGUGGAACGCAGCAUGUAUCGCCGCUGGACCUCGAUCUCCUGGUCGGAGGCGCUAACAGACCGCCCAGCAAGAGGAUGAUGGAGGCCGCCGCGGCGGAGCAGCGAGCUGUCAACA
Molecule: messenger RNA, 2804 nt
Organism: Trichoderma citrinoviride
Lineage: Eukaryota; Fungi; Ascomycota; Sordariomycetes; Hypocreales; Hypocreaceae
Exons: 4
Biological process (GO): regulation of protein secretion; regulation of exocytosis; establishment of cell polarity
Cellular component (GO): cytoplasm; plasma membrane
Molecular function (GO): myosin II binding; syntaxin binding; GTPase activator activity
Source: RefSeq, a predicted model, not a curated record